AUGAUAGACUCCUAUCUGAAAGCUCUCGCGGCGCCUUUCGAGGCCGACAGGCUCCUCGAAAUUCGCACAUCGGGAAUGAAGCGAAUGCCGGGCUUGGCCGUCAUGUCUGGCAUCGACAAGGAGCUUCGUACCGUCUCGAUGAAGGUCGACAAGCUGGGGCUCGAAGGGGAUGAACAUGAUCUCACUUUUCACGGCGGCCUGGACAAGGCCAUUCUUGGAUAUUGCUCCUCGCAUUACCCAUCCUGGCAGGAAUCUUACCCCGAACGCGUCGACAAAUUCGUCCCAGGAGGCUUUGGGGAAAACUUUGUCACGGCGCACAUGAACGAGCGGAAUGUCUGCAUCGGAGACGUGAUUUCUGUCGGCCCCGAAGUGGUCCUCCAGGUGUCCCUCCCACGGCAGCCGUGUUUCAAACUCAACCAUCGCUUCUCGCUCAAGAACUUUGCCCCCGAGACUUACAAGAGCAGUCGCACCGGAUGGUACUACCGGGUCCUGAAGGAGGGCCAUGUGAGCCCCGGCGAUGAGCUGAGGCUGGUCGAGAGGAGGUGGCCGGAAUGGACGAUCGAGCGUAUCCAGGAAUAUCUGCAUCGCCAGACUGACAAUGACGAGAUGAACGAGAAACUGGCCGCGAUAGAGGCGCUGGGCGCCGAGGCUCGCGGCCAAUUCAAGAGCCGCGUGGCCAAGGCACAAAGACGGAGGCAGCAGAAGAAGGAAGAGGCCUGGGAGACCUACAAGGUCGUCAGCCGAAAGAAAGAGACGCCGCGGGCCCUUACAGUCGUGCUCGAGGCUCCUAUCAAGCCUCAAUUUGAUGGCUUCCCGUGGGCCGCCCACGCAAAGCUCCGGCUUGCGAAUGGACUUGUGAGGAAAUACUCCGUCGUGUCCAGCAAGGGAGACGGCGAGUCCGCCAGAAGGCUGGAGCUUUGCAUUGCCCUCGACGAGAAGAGCAGAGGCGGCUCGCGGUAUAUCCACGAGACUGUCAAAGUGGGCGAUGGCAUUGAGGUGGGCGGCGUGGUGAGCGAUCUCAAUGGGCCGGCAAGCGCCGCAAGCCAUCACGUCUUUAUUGCUGGUGGAAUUGGCCUCACGGCUUUUCUGGAACUCAUGAAGACAUACAACUCCAUCAAUUGGAGCUUUCAACUGCACUAUGCUGUGCGGUCCUCGGAGGAUGUUCCCUAUCGAGAACAGCUGGAGUCGUAUGGGGACAGAAUCCUCAUUUACGACAAGUCGAAGGGCCAAAGGAUGGACAUUGACAACAUCAUGACGACCAUCCCGUGGAACAGCUUCCUGUACGUAUGCGGACCAAACCGUAUGAUGGAAGCCGCCAGAGCCGCCGCCGAAAAGGCCGGCAUUGCCCCCCAAGAAAUCCACUUUGAAGCCUUCUCCGCCGAUACCACCGGCGACCCUUUCGAAGCCCAGGUCGUCAACAGAAACAACAAAGUCGUCAAGGUGGGCGAGGAGGAGAGCCUCGUGGAGGUUCUUCAGCGAGAGUUUGGGGACAUCCCUUCGAGUUGCGAAGUGGGCAACUGCGGCACUUGCAAGGUGGCUCUCAAGAGCGGAGAGGUGAUUCAUCGGGGGUCGGCGCUGAUGCCGGAGGAGAAGGGUUCGGCCAUGUUGACGUGUGUUAGUCGUGGCGUUGGAAGGAUUGCGAUUGAAGUGUAG
This is a messenger RNA of Trichoderma citrinoviride, 1653 nucleotides long. Its product is annotated as PK beta-barrel-protein domain-containing protein-like protein. The transcript has 2 exons. Bases 1 to 1653 code for a protein of 550 amino acids. Lineage: Eukaryota; Fungi; Ascomycota; Sordariomycetes; Hypocreales; Hypocreaceae. Gene Ontology annotation, molecular function: oxidoreductase activity; 2 iron, 2 sulfur cluster binding; pyridoxal phosphate binding. The record is from RefSeq and is a predicted model, not a curated record.